AUGUUCUUUUGCGGGUAUUUCGGGUACAACCAUGCCAGGCCGAAUGCGCCAUAUCCCGUCCGAUUUGUGAAGUCAAGCGGCCACAGGGCCAUUCAGUACGGUGGUGAGUGCUGGCGCUGGAACCCGGGGCGCCGUACCCUCCUCAACUUUUUUUUUGCCACCAUCUUGGGGCAGGUGCCGUGGACCCCUGAAGUGAAUCACGGCGCGACUUUGGCAAUGGCGCCGAACUUGCGCGCAUCCAUCCCUCAGGGAAGCCAAACAUACCUCACACAUUGUUGGAUACGGGGUGGGGUGCCAACAAACCAAAAAUACCCAUGA
Molecule: messenger RNA, 318 nt
Organism: Trypanosoma theileri
Lineage: Eukaryota; Euglenozoa; Kinetoplastea; Trypanosomatida; Trypanosomatidae
Exons: 1
Coding region: 1-318 (105 amino acids)
Source: RefSeq, a predicted model, not a curated record